This is a messenger RNA of Kalmanozyma brasiliensis GHG001, 927 nucleotides long. Its product is annotated as Methyltransferase-like protein. The record is from RefSeq and is a predicted model, not a curated record. NCBI's taxonomy places the organism in Eukaryota, Fungi, Basidiomycota, Ustilaginomycetes, Ustilaginales. The transcript has a single exon. The coding region runs from base 1 to 927 and encodes 308 amino acids.
AUGUCGGACCCAAUACCCUCGCCACACGAGUCGCAGCCCGCACAGCCAGCCAUCGAAUUGACCAUCUCCUCCAUCAUCUCGCAGAAUCGCCGCACCGCAACACCCUUCGCCGUCACCAAACACACGGCCGAGGCGGCGCGCAACUGGGACAAGUUUUACAAGAAUCACGCCGACAAGUUUUUCAAAGAUCGUCAUUGGACGGGUCGAGAAUUUGGGUCCGAGCUCGCCUCCGGAAAGGCGAAGGGGGAGGACGAUCGAGCGGAGGAGACAGCGUUAGUCUCGGCCGAUGUUGGUGGUCAAAGUGUCUUGCUCGAGGUGGGGUGUGGGGUGGGCAACAUGCUGUAUCCGCUGUUGGAAGAUAAUGUUGCGCUGAAGGUGCACGCCUGCGACUUCUCCAGUCGGGCAGUCGACAUGGUGCGUUCGCAUCCACGGUUCGAUGACGACCGGGUAAAUGCGUUCGUCUACGACCUCACAACAACCGAUCCCCCCCUCAGCUCCUUUUUGACAAAGAAGGAUUGGCCAGAGGUGACAACGAUCAGUCUGAUCUUUGUGCUCUCCGCCAUCCCGCCUCAGCUGCACGCCCAAGUGCUUCGGAACCUAGCUGAUCUGCUGCCAAACGGGGGCCACAUUUUGUUUAGAGACUACGCAUACGGCGACCUGUCCCAGGUGCGAUAUCAUACCAAGAAGGACGCUGCUUGGGCCGAACCCAGUUUGCUAUCCGACCUGGCCCCCUGGUACAGACGCGGGGAUAACACCUUCAACUACUUCUUCACGCAGGCCCAACUUGAAGCGUUGGCGGCCGAGGUGGGACUGCAGGGCGAGGUGGAGACGCUCCGCCGAACAGCGGUGAACCGCAAGAGCGAGGUCAACAUGCAGCGUCGCUUCGUGCAGGCAAAAUGGUUUGUUCCGCCGAGAACACAGUCUUGA